This is a messenger RNA of Linum tenue, 2100 nucleotides long. NCBI's taxonomy places the organism in Eukaryota, Viridiplantae, Streptophyta, Magnoliopsida, Malpighiales, Linaceae. The record is from the annotation of a GenBank genome assembly.
CCUCUCUGUUUCUCACUUUCUAUGUCUCUGCCCUUUCUGCUUCUUUUUUCCUUUUCCCUUCUUCCGUCACUGCCGAUUCCUCUCUCCGGUUUGCGCUCUGUCUCUCUCCGUUUCCAGUUUUUCUUUUGGGUUCUUCGUUCCUUCCUUCUCCCCUAUUGUUCUUUUCCGUCCGUUAAGCCACCAAUUCUCUUGACAAAAAUUGAACUGUAUAGAUAUAAACCCAGAAAGCGUUUCUUCCCUCUCCCUUUCAUCUGUUUUCUAUGUUUCACUCCUCCGUUAGGGUUCUUGCUUCCAAUCGCUAACGCUCUUUCGUUUUCUCCAAUUAGGUUGAUGGGUAGUUCGUUAGAUUUCUUUCCAGCAGACCAAUAUAGGCGAGAGCUUUGAGCUGGGGGAGAGAUGGGUUUUUGUGAAUCGGAUCAAAUAGUACUACUGCUGCUGCUUCAUGCUCUGUUUCUUAGCCCAAUCGACAUCUUAUAAUCCCGUUUCUCUGUUUCCCCUGUUUCUCCACUCUCCGUCCCCCUUUCCCUUUCAAUUGAAACCAUUAGAUAGCUUUACUUCCCAUGGGGGAAGCAGAAGGAGCCGUGAACAGAACCAGCGUUGGAAGCAGCAGCAGCAGCAGAGCAAUGGAGAGUCUUUCCUUGGAGAUAAACAGGUACCCGAGGGAUCUACUGACGAGAUUCAUGUCCAGCGAGGGUCACGGCGGGCGGAAGCGCAGAGCUUUAACCAGGGAAGAGGAAGAAGAAGAUGAAGCAGAGAGGGAAGCAGAGGAAAUCGAGCUGAAUUUGGGCCUGUCACUCGGCGGCAGAUUUGGGGUCGAUAAGACUUCAAAGAAGAUCACACGAUCGUCGUCUAUAGCGGGUUCCAUACCGUUCCUUCAGGAGCCGGACGCAUUCAGCUCGCCCCCUGCGGCGACGUCGUACCCCUUGCUGAUGAGGGCGUCGUCUCUCCCAACAGAGACGGAGGAGGAGUGGAGGAAGAGGAAGGAAAUGCAGAGCCUGAGAAGGAUGGAAGCCAAGAGACGGCGGAGCGAAAAGCAGAGGAACUUGACUACAAAUUUGAAUUCGAAUCCUAGUCUAAGAGGAUUAGUAGGAGGAGGAAGUGGAGGGGAAUUGAGUUUUUUGGAGGAACAGAAGAAGGAAUUGUUGGUGAAUGUUAGUAGUAAUGGCAAUAGUAGGGGGAAUUGGAUGGCGAAUUGGGGGAGUUGUAGGCAAGGGGGAGUGAAUUUGAAUGGAAGCAGCAGCAGCAAUCAUUUGCAAGUUGGGUCACAAGUUUCAGUGGAAUCUCAGGGUGGGAAUAGCUCUACCUCUGGGAUGUCAGAAAUGGAGAGUAAGCCUAAUCUUCAAGGAUCAGGCAGCGCGGGCAGCGAAUCAAGAAGCCCAAUGAGCAACCAAUCCUUGCAAGACCAACGAAACCAGGCGGGGUGCUCUUCAGCCCCAAAGCUGACCACCCAAAUGUCGUCCAGAGCCGCUGUCGCAGAUCACACCGAGAACAAUCAAAUGAGCCUCACUGCCUCUUCUGCAGGAGACAAGAGGGGGAGGGAAGCUGGGACGACGAGCGCCAUGGAAGAUAUGCCUUGUGUAUUCACGAUAGGGGAUGGACCUAACGGGAGACGAGUAGAAGGCAUCCUGUACAAGUACGGUAGAGGAGAGGAGGUGAGGAUAAUGUGUGUUUGCCAUGGCAGCUUCUUGUCACCUGCAGAGUUCGUGAAGCAUGCCGGGGGCAUCAAUGUCGACCACCCUCUUAGGCAUAUAGUGGUUAACCCUGCAGGUCCGUCCUUUUGUUAAAAUUAGUUCUCUCUUGUUUUUGUUUCCACCAUGAAAUGAAAGAGCCCCCCUUUAAUCUUAUAAACAAAGAAGAUGGCGAGGGGGUUGUGUCUUUUGAAGUAAGAAACACUAACAAUUUUUAGAGGAUUAGAGGGGUUAACUUUUAUUAUUUUCUUUCCUUUUUGCCCCCAAUUUUAAAAUUUUAGCUCUUAAAGGAGUGAACUUUUUGUUCAUCGAGACCCUUGUAAAUGUUUUAGUUUUGUUUUUCUGACCUUCAAGGAAAUCAAUUUCAGGAAGGUAGGAUGAGCUUGUCCUGCGUAUCUUUGGUUGCUUUGCU